This is a messenger RNA of Baudoinia panamericana UAMH 10762, 1601 nucleotides long. RefSeq lists its product as uncharacterized. The transcript is spliced from 2 exons. Gene Ontology annotation, biological process: protein import into peroxisome matrix, docking. Lineage: Eukaryota; Fungi; Ascomycota; Dothideomycetes; Mycosphaerellales; Teratosphaeriaceae. Gene Ontology annotation, cellular component: peroxisomal membrane; peroxisomal importomer complex. Bases 90 to 1172 code for a protein of 360 amino acids. The record is from RefSeq and is a predicted model, not a curated record. Gene Ontology annotation, molecular function: signaling receptor binding.
GCCACAGCGAACACUCGGGAUCGAUUGUUUCCACCUGACCAUAAUCCGCAAAGAGCGCUGAGCAUAUCGAACGGUAUUCAGUCAGGAACAUGGCCAUCCGUGAAGAGCUAAUCGAGGGGGCGGUGACAUUCCUCCAAGACCCCUCAGUAUCAACGGCGCCCAUUGAACAGAAGAUCGCCUUUCUCCGCUCCAAGAAUCUCACCCAAGAGGAGAUCGAUGCUUCACUCGCCCGGACCAGCCAAGUUUCCGCGACAUCGACCUCACAGCCUCCGCCCUCAGCAUACAACACCCAACAAUACCGGCCUCAGUAUGGCUACCAACAACCACCGUCUUACUGGAACCAACCACCUCCUGAACUUCCCCGGCGGGACUGGCGUGACUGGUUCAUCAUGGCGACGGUUGUCGGCGGGGCAGGCUACGCGAUGUACUGGACCGCCAAACGCUACGUCUACCCGCUGAUAGCUCCUCCGACUCCACCACAACUAGAGGCAGACAAGGCUUCCAUCGAUACUGCAUUUGACAAAGCCUUCGCACUCCUCGAUCAGCUGGCGACCGACACGCAAGCACUAAAAGACUCCGAAAAGUCACGCACGGAACGCCUAGAUCAAGCCUUGAGUGAGGUGGAGGCUGUGCUAAGCAAAAUGAAGGAGGCGAACGAGGCGCGUGAGUUGGAAGCAAGGAGUAUGGCUCGCGAACUGCUGGAAGUCAAGGAUCAGAUUCCCAAGGCUAUCGAGCGGGAGAAGAAGGGCACGGAGGAAAAGUUGGAGAGCUUGGUCGGCGAGAUGAGGAGCCUGAAGACGCUGGUUGCGAACCGCAUGCAGCAGCCUAGCACGCAGCACCAAAGUUAUAGCGGGCUCUCACGAGGCCAGCAGAGACCGAGUUCAGGUGUCAAUGGUGUGGAUGGCUCCUCUUCAUCGCCAGCACCGGAGACGAAUGGGCAUGCGGACGGUGCCAACUCUUCGGACGGUGAGAAAGCGAAUGCAGCCUCACCUUCUACACUGCCGGAUAGAUCGGGCACUAACAGUCCGUUUGGGCGCAUGCUGGGCGGUGGGAAGGCGCAGAUUCCGGCGUGGCAGUUGGCGGCGAAGAAGAGGAAUGAGGAGGCAAAAGCCGAAAGCGGUGCUGAGACGCCGCAUGAAGCAACCGUGGAAGAAGUUGCUGCAAGCUCGUAGGAUCACAGCUGGUGAGAACGGAGCUACGCAGACCGUACACAAGGUCCGACGUCCUCGACCGCGGCUCCCCGAGAAGCGUCUAAUAUUGGUCUAGCACUAGGACCAUAUCCCAAGCUGUCCUUCGAUCAGGAUCCGUCUCACGCGUGCAACGCGGGUACUCCCAAGAGUUGACGUCGCAAAGCGGCGAAUAGAGUGCAGUUGGUGGAACACGAAGGUGCAGGUAAAUGGAGCGUUCCAAUGGCGAAAACUCAACCGAAAGCACGCAACCAGCUCACGCAGAUAAGCUUGCCACACGUACGAGUCAGGGAGUAAGCUCAGCUGUCUCCCAGCCCUUGGCGAGCUCAGUAGAAGCUUGUUGUGUCAGCAGAAGAUGGGAAUCACCCGUGGAUUCUUGGAUCACUAAACCCGCAUUCGUACUUGGUCACGGCU